UCCGGUGUCACAAGGUCAAGUCGUGUUUAAGACGCAGACGGUUUGAAGUUACGAAGAAAACUCCCAACAAAGCGAGCGGAAACUACAUUUAAAGCAUGUCACACACCAUCCUGCUGGUGCAGCCCACCAAGAGGCCGGAGGGACGCACGUACGCCGACUAUGAAUCUGUCAACGAGUGCAUGGAAGGUGUGUGCAAGAUGUACGAGGAGCAUUUGAAGAGGAUGAACCCCAACAGCCCGUCCAUAACGUACGACAUCAGCCAGCUCUUCGACUUCAUCGACGACCUGUCCGACCUCAGCUGCCUGGUGUAUCGCACCGACACGCAGACGUACCAACCGUACAACAAGGACUGGAUCAAGGAGAAGAUCUACGUGCUGCUACGCCGGCAGGCCCAGCAGGCGGCAAACUGAAGGGGGCGCUCUUUUUUUUUUUUAUUACUUUAAAGUAUUUUUAUUGUAGUUUGACUUCUGAAUAAAGAUUUGCUUUCAAUCA
This is a messenger RNA of Nerophis lumbriciformis (worm pipefish), 492 nucleotides long. Its product is annotated as enhancer of rudimentary homolog. The record is from RefSeq and is a predicted model, not a curated record. NCBI's taxonomy places the organism in Eukaryota, Metazoa, Chordata, Actinopteri, Syngnathiformes, Syngnathidae.